Messenger RNA from Rotaria sp. Silwood2, 1029 nucleotides. The record is from the annotation of a GenBank genome assembly. Lineage: Eukaryota; Metazoa; Rotifera; Eurotatoria; Philodinida; Philodinidae.
AUGGAACAAGACAAGGAAAAUAAGAAUACAACGAAUGAAAAACAUUCUCCAGCAAAAAUGAAUCAAGUUAAAUAUGGAAUAUUAAGCAACAAGGUAUCAACAGUAUUGGAAAUGGUAAAUGAUUCCUCACUUAAUACUAUGGCUUUACCAAAACUAAAAUUAGGAAAAAAUGAUAUGGUUAGAAUAACAGAUCCUAAUGAUAAUCAACAAUUAUUAUCGUCGUCAUCAACACCACCAAUUAUUUCACACCAAAAGCAACAAAUAAAUAAUACAUCCAAUAAUGCUCAUCAAGAAACUACUUCAUCAUCAUCUUCAGCUUCAUCAUCAUCUUCAGCUUCAUCAUUAUCAUCACCUUCAUCAUCAUCAUCAUCACCUUGUUUAUCACUAUCAAUAUUCAUAAUUGAUUCAUUAAUAACAAUAUUACUUGGAAUUAUUUCAAAUCUGUUCGUAUGGUAUAUUAUAGUUAACGGCACAAUAACAAAAACGUUGACAUAUGUCAAGUUCAAUUUCAAUCAUCAUAAUCGUUAUCAAUUAUCAAUUCAUUCAACAAAUGAUAAUGAUGAAAGAUAUUUACUUGUUAUGAAAGAGGCACCUGAAAAAAUUCUUAAAAAUUGUUCAACUAUAUAUGUUGAUGGUUGUGAAAUUGAAUUAAAUCAAUUUUGGAAAAAACAAUAUGAAACAGCAUUUAAAGAAUUAAGUAAUCAUGGUGAACGUGUUCUUGCAUUUGCUGAUUAUCGUUUACCAUUAAAUAAAUAUCCACGUGGAUAUGAAUUUGAUUGUGAUACAAUUAAUUUUCAUGUUAAUCCUUAUUUUGAAUAUUUUAAUUUUCCAACAAAUGGUCUUAGAUUUUUAGGUUUAAUAUCAUUAAUUGAUCCACCACGUGUUAAUGUUGGUGAAGCUGUUAAAAAAUGUCGUUCAGCUGGAAUACGUUUAUUAAUGAUAACAGGAGAUCAUCCAUUAACAGCUGCUGCUAUUGCACGUUAUACUGGUAUUAUAACAGAUCAUAGUACAACUGAAUUAUUAUUUUGA